AUGACUCAGCGACGCCACAUUGUAGUUGAUCCCUCUUCUAAAGAUCAAAAGGACCUUGCGGAUGUGGCCAGUCUGGAUGGUACAGAAGGGUGCCCAGCUCCACUGUUGGGAAGGUGUUUGUUGGGAUGUUACUACUUUUUCAGACCUAGUAAACGACCCAUUAUUUACGAGAUUGACCCAACAUUAUUCGUGGAGCCCGUUUGGACUGGAGCUCAUUCAACUGACGUUCAAUCAAACGACGAAGUGGUAAUCGACACAUUAGUGGAAUCUAGGCCACUGCGACUCAUGUCUACGAUAUUCUCCAGCACCUUGGCGCCAUCUACCAGCCAUCCACAGGUCAAGCUACCAGGUCAGCUACCCGACGAAUCGGAAUCCCCAGCUGAAUUAAUUUCGAGGCAGAUGUUAGAAUCACAAGUUCAGAUUAAUGAACAUACCAAAGGUUCAAUAUUAGCUAGUUCAGAGAAAAGUGUGCAGGAAACCAUGGAACUGCCCGACGUGUCGGCAGCCGAUGGCGAAGUAGGUAAACAACAAGCAGUUAAAAAGACCCCGGAUGUGUCCGUACACCGAUAUGAAUGGUUCCGAUCCACUCUCGGAUGGACCAACUCUGUGUAA
This is a messenger RNA of Ylistrum balloti, 612 nucleotides long. RefSeq lists its product as uncharacterized. Lineage: Eukaryota; Metazoa; Mollusca; Bivalvia; Pectinida; Pectinidae. The record is from RefSeq and is a predicted model, not a curated record. The transcript is spliced from 2 exons. The coding region runs from base 1 to 612 and encodes 203 amino acids.